Dentiscutata erythropus is the source of this 1182-nucleotide messenger RNA. The record is from the annotation of a GenBank genome assembly. Lineage: Eukaryota; Fungi; Glomeromycota; Glomeromycetes; Diversisporales; Gigasporaceae.
GCUUGGGCAUUUGUAUUCUUUAAUCUUUCUUCUCUAUUCUUUAUCGUCUGUAUAGCUUUGAAUAUUCACAUAGUAUUCAUAAAUGAAUAUAAAAAGCGUUAUGAUUUUGAAAAAUAUUAUUUUAUAAUUGCAUUUUCUUUUGCACUUUUACUUUCUCUUCUUCCAAUGGCCGCUAAUUUGUAUAGCAAUGUUGCUCCUGAAGGUGGUUGCUGGUAUCAUAAUUCGGGUCAAGAAAAUGAUUUUAUAUUGCAAUGGGUUACCCUUUUUGGUUGGAUAUAUGCGUCUAUCUUGUAUUGUGUGAUUGUUGUAAUUAUGGUCAUUAGAAAACUCAAAUCUGCAAAAAAAGAAGUUGAUGAUAUUAUUGGUUCUCAGAUAGCUGGUUAUCCCACCUUAAUUAAUAAGACUGUGAUUUCUUUCGUUGUCAGAAGGAUUGUGUGGUACCCUGUAGUGCCAUUAAUAGCUCAAUUUUUUUCCUCUUUUAUUGAAACAUAUGCUUAUGUAAAUCAUACAGUUCCUCAUCUUCUAUUAUUAUUUAACUACAUUGGAAUAUCACUUCAAGGAUUAAUGUAUGCUUUAGUAUUUUAUCAAGAUAUUGCAGUUACUCGUGCUUUCCAGGCUGCUAAACUACAUUGGUGGAUCACCCAUGUUAACUAUUAUGAGUCUCACUACCCUUAUCGAUCCUACAACAAAGCCAUUACCAAUGAAUUCAACAUGCUAGAAAAAUCUAAACUUUUCUCCGCUCCAAAUACUUCAUCUCAAUUUGCAUCGCUUAACCUUUUAUCACGAAUAAAUUCUACUUCUUCCGUUCAAUUUGGAAAAGACAAUUCAAAUCAAGUUAUAACUAACGACAAUCAAAAUGAUCAAGAUAUUCAUAUAGUUCUUCCUGAACCAGUUCAUUUGAAAAAUUCUUCUCAAUAUUCUUCAUUAGAUUUAUUAUCUCAUCGUUUAAACUUAUCAAUUUCACCUGAUUCCUUGAUAAAUAGUAAUAUUCAAACUAAUCAAACCAAUAUAAAUAAUAUAAGUAAUCAUUAUGUUUCACUUAAUUAUACCGCAGAUACGUCAAACUAUACGAUUGGUGAUGAUGAGGGACGGAUUGAUGUUAUGCUUGCUAAUGGUGAACCAACAGAUAUUGAUAUAUCUAAGGAAAUUGAAAUGUUUAAGCUAAUGUUAAAGAGGCUGUAA